Molecule: messenger RNA, 969 nt
Organism: Trichomonas vaginalis G3
Lineage: Eukaryota; Parabasalia; Trichomonadida; Trichomonadidae
Product: ENTH/VHS domain family
Exons: 1
Coding region: 1-969 (322 amino acids)
Source: RefSeq, a predicted model, not a curated record
AUGGAUUUUCACCCUAUUCCAGAACAAUUAAUAAAGAAAGCUAUUUCAGGACAACAAGGCAGUCCAGAUUGGUCAGCGAUAUUAAAUAUCAUAUCAAAAUUAGAAGGUAAUGCUUCUGCGAUGAAUUUAUUACUUGAAUCCAUGGCCAGAUACAUCCAGAAGGGCCCAAAUUCAGCUAAAUACAACACAUUAAUGCUUCUUGAUGCAUUAUUUAAGAACGGAAAGAAGCCUCAGCUCUCAAAAUUGCAAUGUGAUUUCUUAUAUCAGACCCUUUCCGACUCUUCAGUCAGUGAUGACCCCAAACUCCAGAAUUUCGUCCAUGAAAACGUAUCUGAGUGGGUAAAAGCCUGCGCAACAAACGAUUGCUUAGAUGAUAAGUUUGUUCAGUGGCAAAAGACUAAUGGCUCCUAUCGUUUCAUUGAAGGUCUAACAUCCGAUAUGAGAGCUAAGUUCAUAGAACAAUUUGACACUUGUGCGGAAAUGAUUACAAUUUUCUCUCAAUUUUUGAUCUCCGCUUAUUUAGACAAAACUGGUGUUUCUACUCCUGUUAUUAAAGAAAUACUGCCAAAUAUUAGAGAAAUUGAGCUCAGAACCGAAAAAUUACUUCCAACUUUUAAAGAUUUCCAAAUGAAAUCUUACUGUUCGGCUAUUUACAAUUUCGCAAGCGUUACAGUCGAAUUCCACGACGCAAUGAAGAAAGAAAAAAGUUUUGAUAUUAGUCGCGUAAUAAAAGCCCUCAAAAACGUACAGAAGAUAGCUCCUCAACCACAGGGAGUCGAGGUAGUCCCUGAAGUACAAGAAAAGAAGCCUUUAAGAACUGCUGGAGACGAUAUUACGGAUGAAGAAUUCUUUAUCGAAUUACAUAAGCUUAAGAAGCCAGUUGCAGUUGUAUCAAAUGAUCCUGUCGAUCUAUUAGGACUUUCAGCCCCUGCAGCUCAGCCAAAAGUCGAUAAUUUACUUUUAUUUUAA